AUGCUGAAAUCUAAGCUCAAAGAGCCGGCAUCUGUUCUUUGUCCGGACUCUGAAGAGUAUGAAAAAAGCCUGGAAAGGUGGUCGGCAGUUGGGAUUCAACGAGCGGGAAUAAUUGUGCGCCCGAACAGCGCCGAAGAUCUUGCUACCACUCUGCGCUUUGCUAGGGACAACCGAGUGGACCUGGCAGUCAAGGGUGGAGGACAUUCGACAGACACUUCCUCCUCGAGUAACGGAGGUAUUUUGAUUGAUCUUGGCAGUAUGAGACAGGUCAAUGUCGACCCGAUCAAGUCAACUGUUACUGCACAGGGUGGCGCACUUUGGAAGGAUGUAAACGAUACUGCCGCUCUGUUUGGCCUGGCCGUAGUUUGCGGAACGGUCAGCCAAACGGGGGUUGGGGGGCUCACUUUGCGCGGGGGAUGUGGGUAUUUGACUCCGAGAUAUGGGCUCGUCCUUGACAAUCUUCUUUCCGCUAAAGUUGUCACUGCGGACGGACAGAUCCUAAAUGCAUCCGCAAACGAGCACCCUGACCUUUUUUGGGCAGUUCGGGGCGCUGGAGCGAACAUUGGGGUGGCAGCGGAACUGACGUUCCAGGCGCACACGCAGGCUAAUAUGGUUUGGUGUGGCUCCAUGAUUUUCACGCAUGACAAACUACCUGUCGUCCUCGAGGCACUCAACGGUGCCCUGCUUCAUCCACAGAAUAACGCGGCAGCGCAAUGUGUCCUUGCUCUAUCUCCCGAUACUGGGACCCCGGUUGUCACCACUGUACUCUUCUUCAAUGGUUCCGAGGAGGAAGGGAGGCGUCACUUCUCUAGCCUUGUUAAAUUGGAAAAUAUCAGUAUGGAGAUGGAAAUGAGGCCUUACGCAAAGGCCAACACCAUGCUUGACACUGCCUUGCCGCCUGGCGGAAGAAAAAAGAUUGUCGGGGUGAAAUUCGCUCCGUCUAUUCGGCCUGAAUUUGCCUCCAACCUUUUGAUGGAAGUCGGCCGCAAGCUCACCACAGCGCCAGAUCUAGCUACUAGCUGUCUCGAGGUCGAUUAUUUUGAUCUUUCAAGGGUCAAUGGUGUGCCCAUCGCUGAGACUGUCUUCCCAAGUCGAACGAACACUCUCAAUGGAGCCCUUCUCCUCCAGUGGACUGAUCCGAACAAGGACCAGGAGUUUAUAGCAUGGGGGGAAGAAAUCCAGACUAUGUGUGAGACUGAGUUACGGCGAGCUGGUCAGAAACCAGAUAAAACGGUGUCGACAUUCUUCGGCUAUACUCAGGAUGAUAACAUGACACCCGAAGAUAUGUUCGGGGUCAAUGCUGACGCCCUACUCAAGGUGAAAAGAAAAUACGACCCAGACAACGUUUUCAACAAAUUGAACCCUCUGGUGCUGUCUGGUUAG
Penicillium expansum is the source of this 1383-nucleotide messenger RNA. RefSeq names its product FAD-binding oxidoreductase. The coding region runs from base 1 to 1383 and encodes 460 amino acids. Gene Ontology annotation, molecular function: oxidoreductase activity; FAD binding. The record is from RefSeq and is a predicted model, not a curated record. The transcript has 3 exons. NCBI's taxonomy places the organism in Eukaryota, Fungi, Ascomycota, Eurotiomycetes, Eurotiales, Aspergillaceae.